UUUAGCAGUAGUUGAAUGAGAGAUGUACCAGACGAGCUACUUAAUUGGAGACGGCACUGACAGAUCUGCUUCAUUAUUUGCUGACCAAAGAAGUACAGAAGAACAGGGAAUCUUAUGACACAUGGUCAAGAAAAUGAUCUGCAUGGAAUAAUAAACAAUGCAUAUCAGAAGGAUGAAAAGAGAAAUCGAAUGAUGAAGGGCGAGCUUUCUGCAUAGUGAUACUGUAUUCUCUGUCCUGCAUCUCAUAAACGUUUCAAGGCUUGGAAUUCUCACUAUUGGAUGCCAACAUGAAAACAGGAAUUUAUCUACUAUUUUUAUGUGAAGUAUGUGUUGAAAUAAGCAAGGCUGACAUAAAGAUUCUGAAAGAGGAAAAAGAGGAAAAAUUCUCACACAGAAAUAAAUAUGUAAAUACAUCUGAGCAGUGGGAUCAGCAUGCAAAUACCUCUAAACCUUUUGAAAAGCAUAUCGUGGAAGAUUUCACUCUUUACAACUUCACUGAAAAGACUGCAGAUUUUGGAUUUGAUCUCUAUCGAAAAAUUGCAAUGACACAUGACAAAAACGUGGUCUUCUCUCCUCUCUCUGUAUCAGCUCUCAUGGCUACAUAUAUGUUUGCAGCCAAAGGGGAAACACACAGACAAAUUGUAAAAGGCCUAAACCUCCAUGCUUUGAAAGACCCAGAGAAUCGGUAUUAUUUACCAGCCUUGUUUAAACAACUAAAAGAUAACAUCACAAUGAAUGAAGAACUACUUCUUGUGCAAGGUACGCUCUCUUUUAUCCAAAAGGACUUCACACUGAAGGACUCUUUCCUCAAUUUAUCUAAACAGUACUUUGAUAUGGAAUUCCUGACCGUGGACUUUCGAAACAUCACACAGGCCAAAUUGGUUAUAAAUCAAAAUAUUAGCAACAGGACCAAGGGAAAGAUCCCACAGCUUUUUGAAGACCUUGACCACCAUAAUAAACUGCUACUUGUGGACUACAUUUUCUUUAAAGGCAAAUGGCUCUACCCUUUUAAUUCUAAAUUCACGGAAAUUGAGACUUUCCACAUAAACAAAUUCCGAAGAGUGCAGGUACCCAUGAUGUUCAAGUCAGAUAAAGUUAACUCAACUUUUGAUGAGAACUUAAGAUGCAGUGUGAUAAAGCUUCCUUACAAAGGGAAAGCCCACAUGCUGGUUGUCAUCCCAGAAAAGGAGGCAGAUUACAUUGCACUUGAAGACCAUUUGUCAACAGACCUUGUGGAAACAUGGCUCAGAAACAUGGAGACCAGAAAAGUGGAUAUUUCAUUUCCCAAGUUCAAACUAGAACAAAAAUAUAAAAUGAAGAAAUUGCUUCAUGGUCUAGGAAUUAAAAAUCUUUUUGCACACACAGCAGAUCUUAGUCAUCUCACAGAUCAAGGAUACAUAAAAGUCUCACAGGUUAUUCAAAAGGCAGUAAUUGAAGUAGAUGAGAAAGGAACUGAGGCAACUGCAGCUACUGGGUCAGAAGUAACUGCCUUCUCAGUACCUCCUGUCAUUAAGGUGGACCGACCGUUCCUUUUUAUGAUAUUUGAAGAAACUUUUAAAACAUUACUGUUCAUGGGUAGAGUGGUUGAUCCAACAGAAAUGUGAAUAAAGGUAACAGUUUCUAUGCUAUGGUA
Nothoprocta perdicaria is the source of this 1633-nucleotide messenger RNA. It is a transcript of the gene SERPINA10, whose product is annotated as serpin family A member 10. Bases 288 to 1604 code for a protein of 438 amino acids. The transcript has 6 exons. Lineage: Eukaryota; Metazoa; Chordata; Aves; Tinamiformes; Tinamidae. Gene Ontology annotation, biological process: blood coagulation; negative regulation of endopeptidase activity. Gene Ontology annotation, molecular function: serine-type endopeptidase inhibitor activity. The record is from RefSeq and is a predicted model, not a curated record.